Molecule: messenger RNA, 2498 nt
Organism: Chrysoperla carnea
Lineage: Eukaryota; Metazoa; Arthropoda; Insecta; Neuroptera; Chrysopidae
Exons: 3
Coding region: 1323-1973 (216 amino acids)
Source: RefSeq, a predicted model, not a curated record
AAUUUUCAUAAAAUAAUGUCAUAAUGACAUUUAAAUGACAUUUCAUAAUGACAUUUAAAUGACAAGUAUGACUUUCCCAAAAUUGAACUAAAAUAUUUCUACAAAAACCACAAUUUUCCUGUGAAAAAGUAUAGUUGCGCAGCAAAUGAAGUUUAUUGGCCAUUUUGUCAGAAUAAAGUUGAAGCUGCGGUACUUUUUGGAAACGUGUGUGCGAUUUUAAGUUGAUGCUGUAUAUUAAAAGUCUUAUAUGGAAUACGAGAGAUGUAUUAUGUAGAAUAAGAGAUAUAUAAAAGGCUUAACUUAGAAAAUAAUAGUCAGUAUGUCUCCGGGAAGAAACAGAGGACAACUUAUAUAUACGUUAAGACAACGUGAGUUACGCGAAGCUUUUAAAAAACAAAAUAGAAUAAAAAAUUAUAACGAGUGGGUGAAAACUUCUCAAACUGCUAAAGAUAUUAUAAAAUCAUGGUCUCGUGGUGGAGCGAGUUAUAAUGAUUUUAUUACGGCGGGUACUUCAAGAGCCAAUAACGACGACAGAGCAGACGACAAAGAACCGGAAUCCGUUAACGACGCAGAACCCGUAGAACCCGAACAACCCGAACAAUCAGACUCAAACUUUUCUCCAUAUAUGUCUCCGGGAAGAAACAGAGGACAACUUAUAUAUACGUUAAGACAACGUAAGUUACACGAAGCUUUUAAAAAACAAAAUAGAAUAAAAAAUUAUAACGAGUGGGUGAAAACUUCUCAAACUGCUAAAGAUAUUAUAAAAUCAUGGUCUCGUGGUGGAGCGAGUUAUAAUGAUUUUAUUACGGCGGGUACUUCAAGAGUCAAUAACGACGACAGAGCAGACGACGACGAACCGGAAUCCGUUAACGACGCAGAAACCGUGGAACCCAAACAACCCGAACAAUCAGACUCAAACUUUUCUCCAUAUAUGUCUCCGGGAAGAAACAGAGGACAACUUAUAUAUACGUUUAGACAACGUGGGUUACGCGAAGCUUUUAAAAAACAAAAUAGAAUAAAAAAUUAUAACGAGUGGGUGAAAACUUCUCAAACUGCUAAAGAUAUUAUAAAAUCAUGGUCUCGUGGUGGAGCGAGUUAUAAUGAUUUUAUUACGGCGGGUACUUCAAGAGCCAAUAACGACGACAGAGCAGACGACGACGAACCGAAAUCCGUUAACGACGCAGAACCCGUGGAACCCGAACAAUCAGACUCAAACUUUUGAAUUUUAAUAGGAUAUUAAUAUUGAAGACUUUGAGUCCUUUGUUAACAGUAUACUUAGUUCUGGUGUUACUGAAGUUACUGGUAAAAACAUUUUGCAAUUCAUGGAUAGUAUGGAAGUAUCGCUUGAUGAACAAGCCAUGGAGUUGGAUAGCCACCAAGCUCGUAGUGGUGAGAAAUCUGGAGGAUCCAGAUCGUCUAAUAGGGGAAUUGGCAUAAUACAAAGACUACCAAAAGGUAUUGGAUGUAAUUCAACAAAAUUACAUUUUUCUAAAACUUUUUUAAUGUAUUCUUAUGGAUAUGCUUGGCCUUAUUUUACUGUGGAUUCGAAUUCUUAUCAAGCUACAAGUUUGGCAUUAAUACCUGUUGAUUUUUUACCUUCAUAUUUAUCAAAAACAGAAUUUGAUCAUUUACCAGCUGGAUCAAGAAUGACUGAAUCAAAUGUUAAAUAUGGUUUAGAUGCAGCUAAUCCUAUGGUACCUACAAGUGCAACUAAAAUGGAUGGUACAGUUCUAUAUGAUAAAAUGUAUAAAGGUACUGCUCUAAUGAUUCUUGGUAUACCAAGGUCAAUAUCUGAUUAUUGGGCACUAGUCAGAUCAACAACAGCGGAUAAAAAUAAUCCGAACACUGGUGGUCAUCCUAGAUUGGAUAAAUUAAUAAAUCGGUUUAUGGUUACUAAUACAGCAGAUACAAAUUUAUGUACUUAUCAUUAUAAAUGUAAAAAUGCAAUUUUAAAAUCACAAAAAAAGACUUAAUUCCUUUGGCAUCACCUUUUGCUAUUGAAGCAAAUAGCAUGAAUACGACUACAGUACAAAGAAAAGAUACUUUAGCGAAAGGAACUGUAACAUUUGAAAAUACUUCAGAUGGAAAGAAUUUACCUACCUACGAAAAAAUAUCAACACAAUUUGCAGAAAGUUAUAUUAGACAAUUAGAAAAUUAUGCUGUAAAUAGUCCAAGAAAUCAUACAGAAACACCAAUUGCUCAACCACAACUUUAUGUCGGAAUAUUUCCUGUACCACAAUUAAGUCCAGCAACAGAUACUGUUAACUUUCAAAAUACAUCUAUAUAUUUAGAAGUUACCAUGGCUUGCGAGGUAGAAUAUAAUUACAAUUCUACUUAUUGUGAAGAUCAAUAUGUUACAACUCUGGAAAAUAAUUUCAUGAAUCCAGAUGCUAUGACUUAUGAUGGCCGUACAUUGUUUGGAUUGAACUAUAGGAAGAAUGGAAAUGUAAAAAAAUCAUCAAGAACUCCUGUAACAACAAGGAAUGUAUAUCAGGCAU